Molecule: messenger RNA, 11766 nt
Organism: Coregonus sp. 'balchen'
Lineage: Eukaryota; Metazoa; Chordata; Actinopteri; Salmoniformes; Salmonidae
Source: the annotation of a GenBank genome assembly
CCACGAGCGCAGUCAGUAGAGCGUGCACUGAUACACAAUCAUCAGAUAGAUGCAGAAUGAGAAGCAAUAUUUGUAGAAAAUACCAUAUCCAGUGCACGGCACGCUUUCCAGAAGGUUUCUCUCCGACAAGUAGCUAUUUUUUGAUGAAUUCAUGACGGUUUGAAAGAGAUGCUUUACUUGGAGGCGGAUAGAGGAAAAAGGUCGACAUGACAAGCUAUUAGCUAGACAUAAUUUGAAGAAAGACAGCAUUCAUGCUGUGUUGCUGUGGAUCACCCUGACAUAGAAUUCUAUCGUUUUCCGACGAUCUACAGACAAAACACGGAUAAUUGCAACUGCAUCAACAAAAAUGGAGAGGAAAACAUCCCUUGUUUUGGGGAGAGAACGAAGGACCAACACCGUUAACUAAGUAGCUUGCUAGCUGAUACCGAGGCUUGGAUGUUGUUGUUUUGUCAGGGUAGUUAUCUAAAAUAUGAAUACAGCAUUGAAGCCAUGGUUUGUUUUGAACUAGUUAACGUUAGCUAAUUACGUUGUAAGUAGCUAGCUAGCUGGGACAUUAGCCAGCCACCUUACUAGCUAGCUAGCUAAGUCAUAACAAGCCAAUUGCAAAUUGUUAUUUCAGCUGGCUAGCGAACUUGUUAGCCUGCUAGCUAGGUCGUUUAUUAUUGGACAGGAGCCUUUUCUUAGUACAGUAGUUAGGAAUUGACUGCUGAAGAGUGGCAGUCAAUUAAUCUGUCUGUUCAUUGUGUCCAGUUAUUCUCUAGUAAUGAACCUUGUAUUUACCUUAGGACCGUAUCUUUAAAUGGCACUGAUACGGAUGUAGUGAGCCAUCCACUCCAUGGUGCAAUACAGGAGUUUAUCAGACUUGACUGAAUCUAGCUUGAAAGUGGUUGGCACUUAACCAGAAGGGUCAUUACAUGGUUUUAGAACAGAAUUCUACAAAUGUUUGUAGAGAACAUUACAUAAAACUUGAUUGACAGCACUGAAGUCCACUGCUUCGUUAUGCGUCUCUCCUCCUUCCUGGCCGUGUUCAGGCCUGCUCUUCCCCUUAUCCUGGGGCUCUUUUUGGGAUGCAGCCUGAGCCUGCUGAUGGUCUCCUGGACCCAGGGAGACACAGAUGACUCGUGUGGAGAUGAACUGGGCGAUAGGGGUCUCUUCCUUGGCAGCAAUAGGGGAGACCUCCCAGGGGACCAGAGAGGUGGUCCUGGGAAUGAGGACUUCCAGCCACACGUAGUACCAUACCACAAGGACCCCAACAAACCACACAAGAAGGUCCUCAGGUGAGCAUUUUGGAAUGGAUGCACAAAGGAAUACCACAUCCUAGCCUAACACUAGGUAUCAGAGACAAGAGUUUGCAAAUAGGCAAUUCCAUCGUAACGGAAUUGCGCUGAGACUAAGAUUUAUCACUUAAAAUAUAUACCAAACAAAAACCAUUGAUUUCAUAGUUUAACAAACCAUACAACUCUAUGCACAAGGACUACUUUGAACAAUUUACACUGAAAAUUCAACAAAAACACAUUUACUGGAAGAACUGUGCAGAUGCUAAGUUGUGUAAUAUAAUUUCGGUAAAAUCUUCCUCAGUUUCUUAUGUGACCAUGUUUUCCAAAAACUCUUAAAUAUCUUCUCCAAAUUAAGGUGCAAAUAUGUCUGCAGAAAGAAUGGGAUGUCAGUUAUGACAUGACACCUUGAGUUUGAAACAAUCUAUUUUGGUUAUUGAACUACAGUAAGUGAAGUGGAUUUACACCCAGUAACAGAAUUGUGGUAACGGAAUUUCAUCAUAUGUCCCUGAUCUGUACUACAGAGAAAUGCAUAAUUAUGGAUAUGAACGUCAUUGUCUUCAUGGUGAUGUAUCCUGAAUAGGUACACAAAGGUAGAAAUAUGGAAUAUCCUCCUUUUGUAUAUUUGGGUAUUAUUCUACACACUGGCUAUUAUUCUAAUGAGCUCUGCCCCCCCAAACAAGACCAAAUUUGGUUGGUCCUGACUGGACCAAAUCUGAACCAAUCAUAGACGUCUAUGUUUCACAAGUUUGGACAGCAAAGUACAGCACAGUAGAGUUCAGUACAGUAGAGUCAAGUAGAGUAUAGUUCAGGACAGUGUACUCAACUCUAGUGUGCUUUACUGUGUACUGUACUACACUCUACUCUACUGUACAGAACUACAAAAAACAAUGUCUGUGGACGUUGAAAUCCAGGCCAUGUCAGGCUGACCAAAUUUCAACUACCUUUCAAAGUCCAUGAGCUUACGUUGUCUGUCGGUGCUCAGUGGGUGAGGAUGCUGGUUACGUUAAAUGGAAAGAAAGGGGUCUCAUAGGUAGGUUGUCAGUAAGAUCCGGGAGAGGUGACAUACAUUGGAGAGAGAAAGAGAGAGAGAGGGAGGGAGGGGUUGUCCAGACUUUUCAUACUCUUGCUUUGACCACAAGAUGACAGAAAGAAAACAGUUAUCAGCUGAACAUAACAGUAUGCCAGUGGAAGGGAGGACAGUAGCAGAUAACCCAACUGUGGUUUGUGGCUACUGUGAUUUCACAUUGUAGCCAACUCAAUUCCGUUACUGAUUUUUCUGAAAUUCUGUUACUGAUUUGAUAACAGAAUUUCGAGUUUUAAUCACUUAAUAAUUAAUAAACAAAAUUGAUAUCAGUUAAAACACUAUAACUAAUUGAUAGGUCUACCUUGACUUGUUACUUCUGUGAACUUUCAUUAACCUCCCUCCACAUGAGGGAAAGAAAUUAGACAAUAUCUUAAAGAACUGUGGGUUUUUGGUAACGGAAUUUCAAGGCACAAGGGAAUAUUUCUUAAACUUACAGAUGGCAGAAGAAUAUAUCCUAAACUAAGUAUAAGUGUUGAUAUUAGUUGGGUGUUUACUUCAAUAUUAUUGUUAUUUAAAUCACUUUUAAGACUUUUUCUGGCAGAUGUUUCCUAAGACCCCUUUUAUCUGUUUGACAAGAAAUCAAAGCAUUUGCUUAUUGCAAAUGUUUAGGAUGGAUAAAGAAAGAAGUAUAUAUGCCUUAAUAAAAAUACAAUAAAAAAAAUUGAUUCUUAGCUUUCAUUAAACGCCCAAUUUGACAUGCUCCAUAGAUCCAAAUGGAAAUGACCAAAUGGAAGACACUGCUUAAAAUAUGCAGAGCUAUUGGAUCUCUUUUAUGAAAUACUAUUUUAUAACUGUGUUAAAAAAAUAUGCACCCCAGUGCGAGGCAUAUGGGUGGUGUUUUCUGGGAACUAACGCUUAUGCAACCCACUAACAUUGCCAAAUUCUUCAUCGAUAUGUGAAUGACGCAAAUCAUGACGUUCGCUGCAGAUGCAUCACACUUUGUUCGAAAAUGAAGGCCUUUAUAGGCCACUGUCUGUUUGAUCCUCACAGAUUUUCGUUGUUUGUUCACCCAUUUUAAAAGGCUUAAGCUUUUCUCUUUAUACUGGGUCUAAACAACCAUAUGGUUGAUGUGACAGAAUAUGUACAGUUCAAGUCGGAAGUUUACAUGCACUUAGGUUGUCGACAUUAAAAAAUCGUUUUUCAACCACUCCACAAAUUUCUUGUUAACAAACUAUAGUUUUGGCAAGUCAGUUAGGACAUCUACUUUGUGCAUGACACAAGAAAUUGUUCCAACAAUUGUUUACAGUCAGAUUAUUUCACUUACAAUUCACUGUAUCACAAUUCCAGUGGGUCAGAAGUUUAAAUACACUAAGUUGACUGUGCCUUUAAACAGCUUGGAAAAUUCCAGAAAAUGAGUCAAUUGGAGGUGUACCUGUGGAUGUAUUUCAAGGCCUACCUUCCCACUCAGUGCCUCUUUGCUUGACAUCAUGGGAAAAUCAAAAGAAAUCAGCCAAGACCUCAGACAUUUUUUUUGUAGACCUCCACAAGUCUGGUUCAUCCUUGGGAGCAAUUUCCAAACGCCUGAAGGUACCACGUUCAUCUGUACAAACAAUAGUACGCAAGUAUAAACACCAUGGGACCACGCAGCCGUCAUAACGCUCAGGAAGGAGACGCGUUCUGUCUCCUAGAGAUGAACGUACUUUUGUGCAAAAAGUGCAAAUCAAUCCCAGAACAACAGCAAAGGACCUUGUGAAGAUGCUGGAGGAAACGGGUACAGAGGUAUCUAUAUCCACAGUAAAACGAGUCCUAUAUCGACAUAACCUGAAAGGCCGCUCAGCAAGGAAGAAGCCACUGCUCCAAAACCACCAUAAAAAAGCCAGACUACGGUUUGCAACUGCACAUGGGGACAAAGAUCGUACUUUUUGGAGAAAUGUCCUCUGGUUUGAUGAAACAAAAAUAGAACUGUUUGGCCAUAAUGACCAUCGUUAUGUUUGGAGGAAAAAGGGGGUACCUUGCAAGCCGAAGAACACCUACCCAACCAUGAAGCACGUGGGUGGCAGCAUCAUGCUGUGGGGGUGCUUUGAUGCAGGAGGGACUGGUGCACUUCAUAAAAUAGAUGGCAUCAUGAGGAAGGAAAAUUAUGUGGAUAUAUUGAAGCAACAUCUCAAGACAUCAGUCAGGAAGUUAAAGCUUGGUCGCAAAUGGGUCUUCCAAAUGGACAAUGACACAAAGCAUACUUUCAAAGUUGUGGCAAAAUGGCUUAAGGACAACAAAGUCAAGGUAUUGGAGUGGCCAUCACAAAUCCCUGACCUCAAUCCUAUAGAAAAUUUGUGGGCAGAACUGUGCCUCAACACAAUCCUGUCUUGACGCUCUACUGACAAUUCCUUCGACCUCAUGGCUUGGUUUUUGCUCUGGCAUGCACUGUCAACUGUGGGACGUUAUAUAGACAGGUGUGUGCCUUUCCAAAUCAUGUCCAAUCGAUUGAAUGUACCACAGGUGGACUCCAAUCAAGUUGUAGAUCAAUUGAAACAGGAUGCACCUGAGCUCAAUUUCGAGUCUCAUAGUUAAGGGUCUGAAUACUUAUAAGGUAUCUCCGUUUUAUAUUUUUUAUACAUUUGCAAACAUUUCAAAAAUCCUGUUUUCGCUUUGUCAUUAUGGGGUAUUGUAUGUAGAUUGAUGAGGAAAAAUGUUUAUUUAAUGCAUUCUAGAAUAAGGCUGUAACAUAACAAAAUGUGGAAAAAGGGAGGGGGUCUGAAUACUUUCCGAAUGCGCUGUAACUAAAGCCUGCCUCUCCAUGCCUCUUGGUCCUAGGCUUUGGGAUAGUUAAAUGGCCAGUGCCAGAGUACCUGAGGGACGUACUGGGUACAUAACUCAAAAGCAUGUCUGACAUGUAUUGGGGUGCACAAUCGUGGAUUGAUUUAAAAACCAAUAGAAGAAUCUUAAAAUGAAUUCUAAAUCUCACAGGCAGCCAGUGCAGAGACGUUAAAACCGGUGUAAUGUGUGCUCUCCGUCUGGUCUUGGUCAGUACCCGUGCUGCAGCAUUCAGUAUGUUUUGCAGUUGGCCAGUGGCUUUCUUGGGUAGACCAGAUAGGAGAGCAUUACAGUAGUCAAGCCUGCUUGUAAUAAAAGCAUGGAUGAGUCUCUCUGUAUCAACCUGAGAUAGAAAUGGCCGCACCUUGGCAAUGUUCCUCAGGUGAUUAAAAAGCUAUUAUGGUCACAUUCCUAAUGUGUGAUUAGAAAUUGAGUUCAGAAUCAAAAAUGACACCUAGGGUUUUUUACCUGGUGUUUUAUCUUUAUUGCCCGUGAAUUAAAAUGGGCAGCUAGAUUCUCUCGCUGUGCUUUGGCUCCAAUAAUAAUAAUAAGUACAUUGGUCUUGUCUUGAUUUAGCUGGAGGAAGUUUUAAGCCGUUUAAGUAUUUAAAUCACUAAUACAGUCUAAUUUAUCUGAGGAGAUAAUAUCCUCUGGUGACACAGAAAUGUAAAGUUGUUUAUCGUCUGUGUAGCAGUGAAAAUCAAUGCCGUGCUUUCUGAUAACACUGCCAAGGGGUAACAUACAGUACCAAUCAUAAGUUUGAAAACACCUACUCAUUCCAGGGUUUUUCUUUAUUUUUACAAUUUUCUAGAAUAAUAGUGAAGACAUUAAAACAAUGAAAUAACACACAUGGAAUCAUGUAGUAACCAAAAAUUGUUAAACAAAUCAAAAUAUAUUUUAUAUUCCAUCACUCUCCUUCUUGGUCAAAUAGCCCUUACACAGCCUGGAGGUGUGUUUUGGGUCAUUGUGCUGUUGAAAAACAAAUGAUAGUCCCACUAAGCCCAAACCAGAUGGGAUGGCGUAUCGCUGCAGAAUGCUGUGGUAGCCAUGCUGGUUAAGUGUGCCUUGAAUUCUAAAUAAAUCACAGACAGUGUCACCAGCAAAGCACCCCCACACCAUAACACCUCCUCCUCCAUGCUUUACGGUGGGAAAUACACAUGCGGAGAUCAUCCGUUCACCCACACCGCAUCUGACAAAGACACAGCGGUUGGAACCAAAAACCUCAAAUUUGGACUCCAGACCAAAGGACAAAUUUCCAAAGCUGUCAUCAAGGCAAAGGGUGGCUACUUAAUGUAAAAUAUAUUUUGAUUUGUUUAACACUUUUUUGGUUACUACAUGAUUCCAUAUGUGUUAUUUCAUAGUUUUGAUGUAUUCACUAUUAUUCUAUAAUGUAGAAAAUAGUAAAAAUAAAGAAAAAACAUUAAGGUAUGUCCAAACUUUUGACUGGGACUGUAUAUUUUAUAUUUGAGAUUCUUCAAAGUAGCCACCCUAAUCUAGAUUACCUACAUUCGUUAGGCCCUAAUCUAUGGAUUUCACAUGACUGGGCAGGGGCGCAGCGAUGGGUGGGCCUGGGAGGGCCCACCCACUGGGGAAUCAGAAAUCAGCCAAUCAGAAUCUGUUUUUCCCCACAAAAGGGCUUUAUUACAGACAGAAAUACUCCUCCGUUUCAUCAGCUGUCCGGGUGGCUGGUUCUGCGGGUGAAGAAGCCGGAUGUGGAGGUCCUGGGCUGGCGUGGUUACACGUGGUCUGCGGUUGUGAGGCUGGUUGGACGUACUGCCAAAUUCUCUAAAACAACGUUGGAGGUGGCUUAUAGUAGAGAAAUGAACAUUCAAUUAUCUGGCAACAGCUCUGGUGGACAUUCCUGCAGUCAGCAUGUCAAUUGCACGCUCCCUCAAUUUGAGACAUCUGUGGCAUUGUGUUGUGUAACAAAACUGCACGUUUUAGUGUGGCCUUUUAUUGUCCCCAGCACAAGGUGCACCUGUGUAAUGAUAAUGCUUUUUAAUCAGCUUCUUGAUAUGCCACACCUGUCAAGUGGAUGGAUUAUCUUGUCAAAGGAGAAAUGCUCACUAACAGGGAUGUAAACAAAUUUGUGCACAUAAUUUGAGAGAAAUAAGCUUUUUGUGUGUAUGGACAAUUUCUGGGGUCUUUUAUUUCAGCUCAUGAAACAUGGGACCAACACUUGUUGCGUUUUAUAUUUUUGUUCAGUGUAUAUAUAAAGUGUAAUAUUGGGAUGCAAACUCAAAAUUGUAUACAUUUCAACUCUAUAUCUGACAUGGUACAGGUGUCUUCUUUUUUUAAAAGUCCAUAACCAUGUGUGUGAGGUGGAUUCUUUUGUUUCAAAGUAGAUUUGUUUAAGACUACCAAGAAUCACUUUCUGUGACCCUGAUUUAGCCCACUGCAGUAAAAGGUUAAUAAUGUGUUCAGUUUUACCCUGCGCUAUGGGCAACAAGGUAGUAAAAACUAUGCACAACGGCUACUCUUAAAAAAACAGAGGGACUUUUUACCGUCAUUCUGUUACCAAAUUGUUUUUUGAGUAAUGUAUUUUUGUAAAAUGUUCAAUGGAAAUUGUUAAAAGUAGUCAUUGUACAUAGAGUUGUAUGGUUUGAUUAACUUUGCAAUCAAUGGUUUUUGUUUGCCAUACUUUUAAAGUGAAAAUUCGGAGUCUCAGCGUCAUUCUGUUACUGUGGCAUUGCCCCCAUACAGUUUGAUAAUCCUACUGUCUCGCUUCUCUCCGAAUCACCUCUUAAAGCUGAUUAUUGGCCUGGAUAGUUAUAAUUAGCCAAUUAACCUAGAGAGUCUGAAGAGACCACCAUUUUAAUGGUCUUAGAAUGUUUUCAAAGUACAGUCAGUCAUGGGACAGAAUGAAUCCAUUUCAUUGAAGUGUGUUCUUUUAUGAAAGGCUAACCUUACAGAAUAAUUUUGAUAUGACUAUGAUCUCAUUUGGUCAUAGCCUAAAUCCUUACAUUUAGCAUAUGGUGAGAGUUAAGUCUAGACUGUAGAGUUCAACAAUGAACCCAAUGACAUCCUAUCCCAGUACCUAGGCAUCUGGACAAGAAUGGACACUAGGCGCAUUCAAGACUUACAUUCACCAUGACAUAGUCAUUUACCAGACGUUUUUAACCACCUUAACUUAUAACAAGUGCAUUUUAAGUAGAAAUAACAUUGUAGUUACAACAUCGUAUUAGCAUAUUGUUAAAUAGUAGAUUAGUAAUUGCAUAGUAAAUCACUCUGUAAGAUAGGGCCUGUUCCUUAUUCCAUCUAUGUAAUAAAAUAAAUCGUUCCGCUCUGCUCAGUAAUGAGUGAGUUUGAAUGUCCCUCUGAACGCCUCUCUCUGAUCAGAACGCGCUACAUCCACACAGAGCUGGGCAUCCGAGAGCGCCUCCUGGUGGGCGUGCUGACCUCGCGGGCCACCCUCAACACGCUGGCCGUGGCGGUGAACCGCACCGUGGCCCACCACUUCCACCGCACCUUCUUCUUCACGGGCCUGCGCAGCCCCAAGGUCCCCCACGGCAUGGCGGUGGUGGCCCACGGCGAUGACCGGCCCGUGUGGCUGAUGUACGAGACUGUGCGCCACCUGCACCAGCACUACGGCUUGGACUACGACUGGUUCUUCCUGGCCCAGGACGACACCUACAUGCAGGCCGAGAGGCUGGCCGAGCUGGUGGGCCACCUCAGCGCGGGACAGGACCUCUACAUGGGCCGGGCCGAGGAGUUCAUUGGUGGAGAGGAGAGGGCCAGGUACUGCCACGGGGGUUACGGCUACCUGCUCUCCCGCAGCCUACUGGCCCGCCUGCAGCCCCACCUGGACACCUGCCGCAACGACAUCCUCAGCGUCAGGCCUGACGAGUGGCUGGGCCGCUGCAUCAUCGACUACCUGGGUCUCAGCUGUGUGGAGGUGCACCAGGUAAACUCACAGCUGAGACGUCGUUAUUAUAAAACAUGUUUAUAGAGUUGUUCAAUAGAGGUUGCAAUGACUAUUACCUGUCUAUUUUAUCAAUGCUAAUAUGUCAUCAUGAUUUACAGUACUUUGACUACACCCAUCAGCGAUUUGGCUAACAUUUCCCUCUCCACUGUUUGCAUGUUACCUACAGGAGAUGACAUAUCGCUACUUUGAGCUGGGGAAGAAUGCAGACCCAGAGCGAGAGGACAGAGCCCAGUUUAAGAAUGCCUUCACAGUCCACCCUGUGUCAGAACCCAGCCUCAUGUACCGCCUGCACAAACGCUUCAGCCAGAUCGAACUGGACUGGACCUACCUACAGAUACAGCAGCUGCAGGUUGGUUUUGUUUAAUGGAAUCAGAUGGGCUUUCUCUAUGGUUCUCGCUAUUUGAGGAGUUGUCACUGGUGUUGGUUUGACUGGUUACGGGUCCAGUGUGCAAAUGUUCAGUUUUCCUACAUACCGCACCAAUUUCUACAUAAUCUACGUCUGGGCAGAAAUUCCUGUCUGACCCAAUAUUUAGACAUGUAACAGUAAACUAUUUUGUGAGGAUGUGAUGUGUGAAAUUCCAACAUCACCUCAUUCCAAAUUUACCUGCCAAUGUCAUUUUGUGAACAAUCCGUCAGUUUAAAAGUGUGAAUUUUGUAAUUCAAUUCAAUACAACUUUAUUUAUCCACUCAGGGGUAAUUAAGAAAACCAAGUCAGUUUUGUUAGUAUCAAAUCACGCAAAGUCCUCCACAAAGAAAAUAGCCUACAGUAUACAACAGACAUCACAUGAUUCCCUAAUACAAUACACCCCCCAUACAAUACAUAAAUACACAAUAUAAUACGCUUAUAAUAUUGCUUAUAAUAAGCUUUGAGAGACGCUGACCAAGGAGAAAAUCAAACCAUUACAGUUAAGCCUUGAAUCGACUACCCUCAACGUUGUUGAUAAACAUCCUAGUAUUGAAUAAAUAAUUAUUUUAAUAGAUGCUUUUGAUACAUGUAAACACUGAACAGUUGUCUCAUGUUUGUCUUCUUGUCUUUUGUCCAGGUCCAGAUCAACAACCUGAGUGAGUUGACCCCAGAGGGUAAGGUGGGGGCCAUCUGGCCAAUCGGGGUCAAUCCUCCCUUCAGGCCCAAGACUCGUUUCGAGGUCAUCAACUGGGAGUACUUCACCGACGAGCACAUCUACUCAUGCUCUGACAGCUCCCCCAAGUGUGAGCUGCGGGGCGCCGACCGGGCCGACGUGAGUGCCGUGCUGGAGACGGCCGUGGAGCGCCUCAACGAGCGCUACCAGCCCCAGCUGCGCUUCAGGAAACGCCACCUGCUCAACGGCUACCGGCGCUUUGACCCCACCCGGGGCAUGGAGUACGUGCUGGACCUGGCCCUAGAAGCCUUCACCCAGAAAGGUCACAGCCAGAUCAUCACCAAGCGGGUCAGCCUGCUCCGCCCCCUCAGCGCUAUCGAGAUCAUCCCCAUGCCCUAUGUGACGGAGGCCACCCGGGUGCAGGUCAUCCUGCCCGUCACGGCCCGCGAGCAGGACUUUGUGAGCAACUUCCUGGAUAUGUAUGUGAUGAAUACACUGGACAUGCACGACAACGUCCUGCUCACCUUCCUGUUCGUCUACGACCCCUUCGACGCCCAGCGGGUCAGCCAGUUGGACGUGUUCGCUAGGAUCAAGGCCAUGAUCGGCGAGGUGGAGAAGCGCUACGGCGAUGUGAAGAUCCCCUGGAUCAGCGUGAAGACGGAGGUGCCCUCGCAGGUCAAGCUGAUGGACAUCAUCUCCAAGAAGCACCCGGUGGACACGCUCUUCUUCCUGGCCUCGGUGUGGACCGAGGUCAACGCCGACUUCCUUAACCGCUGCCGCAUGAACGCCAUCAGCAACUGGCAGGUGUUCUUCCCCGCCCACUUCCAGGAGUUCAGCCCAGCCAUCGUGUACCGCGACCAGCAUUCCUCGGUCUCAUUCGCUGCAGAAGCGCCGCGCGACGGACACUUCGACCGCCACGUCUUCGAGGAAGCUUGCUUCUACAAUGCCGACUACAUGGCGUCACGCACCAAGAUGGCCGCCGACAUCCUGGACAAUGACGAGCUGCUGGAGAGCAUGGACGUGUACGAGAUCUUUGUGCGCUACUCGGGCUUACAUGUGUUCCGGGCGGUGGAGCCGGCGCUGGUGCAGAAGUAUCUGCGGCGGGCGUGCAACCCGCGCUUCAGCGAGGACAUCUACCACCGCUGUAUGCUCAGUAACCUGGAGGGUCUGGCCUCGCGGUCCCACCUAGCCUUGGCCCUGUUUGAGCAGGAGCAGGCCAACAGCACCUAGGGGGUCUAGUGGUGCAUUUCCACUGCAGGCUUUUUUUGGGGCCAGGCCUCAGAAGGCAACAUCUUUGGGCCAAACACUGGUGCAAAGCCUGACAGUGGAAAUGCACCAUAGGUUUACCAUCUACAAUGACUUGAUACCUUUGGCCUUCUUUAUGAACCUAAACCACACUGCCUAGACUUUUGGACGAGGCAUAUUAUGGGAUGUUGAAUCUCCAAACGGAUCCCUAAGAACUAAGAACCCAUGUGCAAUCUUAGGCCUGCAAAGACUGAGGAGUGAUGUUACAACGUGUAUUCCUGUGUGCAGGCUGGCAGAACUCUGUGCUUUCACUCCAAUGGUAGCCCAAAGGGAGGCUCUAUCGGUAGGUGAUGAAUGAACAAUGAGCAGCAUUGAUGUCUGAUGUUUCCGUAUGUGUUUUACCUU